Heterocephalus glaber (naked mole-rat) is the source of this 1907-nucleotide messenger RNA. It is a transcript of the gene Tapbp, whose product is annotated as TAP binding protein. The record is from RefSeq and is a predicted model, not a curated record. Lineage: Eukaryota; Metazoa; Chordata; Mammalia; Rodentia; Bathyergidae. Gene Ontology annotation, cellular component: membrane. Gene Ontology annotation, biological process: antigen processing and presentation of endogenous peptide antigen via MHC class I.
CUGGUGAGUCAUUCCGGGACCCGCCUGGCCUCGCCUCGGGACGCCCUCGCCUACUCGGAGUGGGGAUUUCCCGUGCCCCUCCUGGUGGCUUUCGGAGAAGGCGAAAGUGAAAGGGGAAGAGGCGGCUUCGCGACCGGCAGUGGGGACGGGAGAGCGCAGCGCCAUGGAGCCCUUGGGCUUGCUCUUCGCCGUGGCUUUGGGCCUGGCGACCGUGGCCUCGGCCGGACCCGCAGCAAUCGAGUGCUGGUUCGUGGAGGAUAUGGGCAGGGGCGUCCUGGAGAAGAGACCCGCGGCUCUGCUGCUGCGCCGGGGCCCCGGAGGUCCGCCGCCCCGGCCAGACCUGGACCCUAAGCUUUACCUCAGCGUGGACGACCCCGCGGGCGCCCUCCAGGCCGCCCUCCGGCGCUUCCCCCGGGGCGCCCCCGCGCCGCUCUGCGAGAUAUGCCGCUACGAGCCGCUGCCUGCCGCCCCGAGAUGGGCUGCCCGCCUGCGCCAGGAGCAGAGCUGCCCGCGGGCCCUGGAUGGGGCUUGGCUGAUGGUCAGCGUGACCAGUCCGGUCCUCGGCCUCGCCGGCCUCCUGCGAUCACAGCCGGGGCCUCAGCCCGAGCCCGUUCUCAUCACCAUGGCAACAGUGGUGCUUACGGUCCUCACCCACACCCCCGCUCCCCGAGUCCGACUGGGACAGGACGCCGUGCUGGACCUGAGCUUCGCCUACACACCCCCCACCCCCGAGCCUGCCCCCACCCCGGCCCCAGGCCCCCCUCCCUUUGGGCUGGAGUGGCGCCGCCAGCACCAGGGUAAGGGGCACCUGCUCCUGGCUGCGACUCCAGGGCUGGAAGGACAGGUGCCAGCAGCCCAAGAGGGGGCAGUGGCAUUCGCUGCUUGGGACGACGAUGAGCCUUGGGGCCCGUGGACGGGGAACGGCACCUUCUGGCUGCCCGCGGUGCGACCCUUUCAGGAAGGCACCUACCUGGCCACGGUGCACCUGCCGUACCUGCAAGGACAGGUCGCCCUGCAGCUCACCGUGCACCAGCCCCCCAAAGUGUCACUGAGGCCGGCUCCCCUUGUUUGGGCUGCCCCCGGGGAGGCCCCCCCAGAGCUGCUCUGCCUCGUGUCCCGCUUCUACCCUCCUGAGGGCCUGGAGGUGGAGUGGGAGAUCCGAGGGGGCCCAGGGGGUGGCUUCCAGAAGGCCAAGGGGGAGAGGUGGCUCUCAGCCCUUCACCACCACUCAGACGGCUCUGUCAGCCUCUCGGGGCACUUCCGGCCACACCCUGUCACCGCUGAGCACCAUGGCGCGCGCUAUGCCUGUCGUGUCCACCACCCCAGCCUGCCCGCCGCGGGACACAGCGCCAUGGUCACGGUGGAAGUGGCAGGCCUCUCCGGGCCCUCGCUGGAGGACGGUGUAGGCCUCUUCCUGUCUGCCUUUUUGCUCCUCGGACUCAUCAAGGCUCUGGGCUGGGUUGCUGCCUACCUGAGCAUGUGCAGGGAUCCAAAGGAGAAGAAAACACAGUGAAAGCACUCCACCACUAUCCUGUGGAAGCCACCAACAUCUCUGGCCCAAACCACUGUAGCAUCUCCCCCAAAAGAGUACCAUCACCUGCUACUACUCCCUCCAAGGGAUCCGAAAAAAAAUUUUUUUAAGACAUAGGUAUUGUACUGGGCAUGGUGGUGCACACCUGUAAUCCCAGCACUUGGGAGGCUGAGGCAGGAGGAUUACUGCGGCUUUGAGGCCAGCCUGGGCUACACAGUGAAUUCAAGGCCAGCCUGAACUAUGUAUUGAGCCCUGUCUCAAAAAAAAACACACAGAUCUUAUAGCAUUCAUCUUUAUAGAGCUCUUAAGGCAGUGGUUCUCAAAAUUUUUGGUCUUAAGACCUAUGAAAAAACAUCAAAGACCUUAAAGACCUUUU